This is a messenger RNA of Betta splendens (Siamese fighting fish), 4552 nucleotides long. RefSeq names its product T-box transcription factor 15 (gene tbx15). The record is from RefSeq and is a predicted model, not a curated record. The transcript has 9 exons. The coding region runs from base 2060 to 3583 and encodes 507 amino acids. NCBI's taxonomy places the organism in Eukaryota, Metazoa, Chordata, Actinopteri, Anabantiformes, Osphronemidae. Gene Ontology annotation, molecular function: RNA polymerase II cis-regulatory region sequence-specific DNA binding; DNA-binding transcription factor activity, RNA polymerase II-specific. Gene Ontology annotation, cellular component: nucleus. Gene Ontology annotation, biological process: regulation of transcription by RNA polymerase II; positive regulation of DNA-templated transcription; cell fate specification.
CAGUAGUGUAGAACCGAAAAUCAUGUAUAUACAAAUAUUGACUUUAUAAUAUUAAUAUCGCUUUACCUGAAAUGUUCGUCGUUUGAGAUUAUUUUGAUUCAUGAAACGAUUUUACGUCUUCAUAAAAAAGUCAUUGCUCCAAAAACUUGAAAUGACAAUUACAGGUUUCGCACUAGAGUCGCUGCUGCUCAUUUGGUCCCAACGCGCACCUCUUUGAAGCGUGGAGGGGAUUUAAAAAAGCAGGGUGAUCUCCAACCUUCUGCUUUUUAUCAGCGCAGUAACACUAUUUGAAAUGUAAAUGCACGGUUCCGAUCAACGCCCUAAACGGCGUCUUGGUGCUGCUGCGUUCACGGAACAGCGAGCGGUGCGUCUGGCUGCGCACGCGUUCAGUGCGCAGCGCCUGCGACAGGCGCGAGCUGCUGCCGCUGCAGGCUCCGCCGCGCGCUCCAUCCGCGUGCUCGGUUUUCAGCCCCAGACGCUGAUCCGGACGGAUGGAGUCAGAACACAGACGCUCAGCUGUGGGUCUGAGAGUCGGUGAAAAACGGCGAAACCCAAUGGAAUUGGCGAGUCUGACGUGGUUUGGGCGUCUCGGGACAAGAAUUCAGAAAUGAAGGAAAAUAUCUGACUCAGUAAACAUUUGAACGUGACCAAACAAAGGGAAUCAAACCGUUCACUUUUGGGUCACAGAAAAUCCAUCAGGCUAUAAUUAGGACGUAAACAGCAAACGUUUGGUUUUAGCUUUUACUGCUGGUGUUUAACGAGCUUCCUCCCACGUGGACACCCCCCACGUCCCACUCAACACACACGGGCGCGAGCACACGUAUGUAUUAAUUUAAUUGUUUGAAGCUCGAAUGAAAGGAACAUUAGAACAACGUCUGAUGCUGUGCAGAAACAUGGAAAGUCCCCUCCGCGUCUCCACGGCGACGCGACCAGGCCGUGGCGUGAAAUGAUGCCACGCUAAUGGGUUAAUGUGGCUACGCUUUUCUGACAGGUGCUUGUUUAAUUGAAUUAAUCAAAUUUUCAAGUGUUUAAUUGGCUCAGAUGCUCUGACGGACGUAAUCCACCAGCGGAAUGGAAAACGAUCCAAUGAGGCCGACGCUCAGCGCUGACCUUUGGAGGCUGCGGCCUCAGACCCGUCGGCUGCAGACGCGGAGCCGCCGACGCUCGCGUGAAAGCAGAGCUUUUUAUUUUCUAAUCGGCUGAAGUGCUGAUCAGUGAAGCGCUGCUGUUUUUAAAAAAAGCUUUGCAUCGGCGAGAAUAAAUCUUUAAAUAAUAACUUUUUGAAUUCGUAUUUCUAAUUGUCUAAUUUAAUUUCUUAAUUUUCUACUUUUAGUUUCUAAUUAUGCGUUUGUGUUUUGCAACGUUUUAACGGAUUUUUAAGGAUUCGUAUUUCAUUAAUUAUCUAUUAUUAUAUGGUAUUCAUAUUCAGUUUAUGGUGAUUUGCUUUAUCAUUUCAUUUUCACUAAUAUUUGGUGCUGACUUUAUUUUAAUAAUAACGUCUUACAAAUUUCACACAGUUAAAUUUGUAAUAACCGGUUUGACCGAACCUCUUCGUUGGCUCUAAACAUGCAUUGUACAUAACAUUGGUAUUUUCUGAAGUGAGUGCUCGUGAAGCCGGGGAGAACCGCUGCACUGCCUCCGCUGAUCGGGCCGCCGUGCGUCGCAGAGGCGCCCACCUGUUCCGCCUCGGCGGUGGAGCCACGCGACGCGGCUCAGCGACACGUCCUGCGCAGAUGUGUGGCGGUGACGGGCUCUGCAGCUCAGACCUGCUGUUCAUCAGGCUGCUGCAGUCCGGAUGACGGCUCCUCCGGGACGCACGUCUCCCUCUGCUGCCAUUGGACCAAAGCUUCCCUGCAGCCGCGGUUCUUGCGCGUGAUUGGUCGCUGGGCUUUGUCGGAGCUCGAGGGGGCCGCCCUCUGUGCCUGGAAAAAACUCCUCCAGAAACUCGGAGGCGAGUCCCGGCUCGGACGGAGAGGGUCUGGCUGAGCGGACGUCGUGCUCCUUCGGCUCCUCCGCUGACCUGGCGCCCGGCGCGUGCGACCAGUCGCCCGCGGCCUCCAUGGAGGAGAUCCAGGUGGAGCUGCAGUGCGCGGACCUGUGGAAGCGCUUCCACGACAUCGGCACGGAGAUGAUCAUCACCAAGGCGGGCAGGAGGAUGUUUCCUGCCAUGCGUGUGAAGAUCGCAGGUCUGGACCCUCACCAGCAGUAUUACAUCGCCAUGGACAUCGUGCCUGUGGACAACAAGAGAUACAGGUACGUGUACCACAGCUCCAAGUGGAUGGUGGCAGGAAACGCAGACUCCCCGGUGCCGCCGCGCGUCUACAUCCACCCCGACUCCCUGGCGUCCGGGGACACGUGGAUGCGGCAGGUGGUCAGCUUCGACAAGCUCAAGCUCACCAACAACGAGCUGGACGACCAGGGACACAUCAUCCUCCACUCCAUGCACAAGUAUCAGCCUCGCGUUCACGUCAUCAGAAAGGACUUCAGCAGCGACCUGUCUCCAAACAAGCCGGUGCCCAGCGGCGAAGGAGUGAAGACCUUCAGCUUCCCAGAGACCGUGUUCACCACCGUCACCGCCUACCAGAACCAGCAGAUCACAAGACUAAAGAUCGAUCGCAACCCGUUCGCCAAAGGAUUCAGAGACUCAGGCAGAAACAGAACCGGUCUGGAGGCCAUCAUGGAGACCUAUGCCUUCUGGAGACCUCCUGUCAGGACCCUCACGUUUGAAGACUUCACCAACAUGCAGAAACAGCAAGGCGGCAGCACCGGCACUUCGCCCACCACGUCCAGCACGGGGACCCCCUCCCCCUCCGGUGCGGCCCACCUGCUGUCGCCCUCCUGCUCCCCGCCCACCUUCCACCUCGCCCCCAACACCUUCAACGUGGGCUGCAGGGAGAGUCAGCUGUGCAACCUGGGCCUGAGCGAGUACCCAGCCUGCGCCCGCAGCAACAUGGCGGCCCUGCAGGGCUACGGCGGCCUGGCCGACAGCUCCUACGGCCGCCUGCAGGCCGCGGGGGGCGCCGUGUCCUCCGCCCAGCCCUCCGAGUCCUUCCUGCCACAGAGGACUUCCUCCCUGAUCGCCGCCGGCAUGCAGGGCAGCGCUCACGCCUCCCUGACGGGCGGCGGCGGCGGCGCUGGGGGCAAGAUGGACGCCUACGGCGGGCAGCUUGGCUCCUUCCCGGCCUCCCAGCUGCAGUAUGUGAUGCAGGCAGGGGGAGGCUCCAGCUCGGCCUCCUCCUCCUCAUCUGGAUCCCCCCCCUCCUCCGCCCACAUGUUCGGCGGGAGCCACCACCACGUGCAGCAGGGCUCCUACAAUGCCUUCUCCCUGCACAACCCUUACAACUUGUACGGAUACAACUUCCCCACGUCCCCUCGCCUGGCCGCCAGCCCCGAGAAGCCCCAGGGGGGGCUGCUGUGCUCCUCCUCCCCUGCCGGGGCCUUCGCCGAGCGCCAGUACCUUUCCAACGGGAGCAUGGACACUAUGCACAUGAUCGGCAACGCCGCCGGAGGCCAGCAGGGCGGCGCCUCCUGCGACGGGCGCCAGUACGGCUCCUCCUCUCAGAUGUCCAUGCACAUGGUGUAGGAACUGGGAUCAAACCUCACAGUCUUCAGUAUUAUCCAAAGUCUUUUGACUGGGAGGCAAAUCUCUCCACCAAAGGACUGAGGCACAAACGAAACAGACUUCAUCUCAUGCAUUUGUGAUUAAAGACACUCCACUACUUACAAAACAAUACAGGGUGAUUCAGAACGUUAUUUAAUUAUCAUUGUAUUAAUAAAACAGACGGACAGAUGCGACUUGACUAACUGUCUCUAACAGUAAGAAUCAACCUCAGUGAAGGAGGAAGGAAACAGGGAAAUGAAGGAGCCCUUGGCUCAGAAGGGAUUAUCAGUUGUGAUACGUUAUGGUGCAAUAGUUGCAACACGCUUUUCAAGUGACUCAUCUUUGCAGCCACCCAGUCGUGACGCCAUUCAACCAAAGAAUCUUCGCCCUGAAGACUUGCUUCACGCGGCGCUCGGGCCGUGUUGUCUUAGAAAGGUCACAAGGUCAGAGGUUCUGCGUCUGGAAUGAAGGGGACAACUGCACGGAUCGUCCAUGAGUCACCGCUCCACACACACACACACAAACACACACACACACACACACACACACACACACACACACACACACACACACACGAGAUGACGCCGUGGACUCACAACUGCAGGACUCCACAGCCUCAUCCGCCCGUCUCCCCAUCAACUGGAAUGACUUCACUAUUUUUGAGUGGAUUAAGUUUUAGGCAUAUAUAUGUGUAUAUAUAUAUAUAAAAGAUGGCAAAUGCAAUCAAUAACAUAAGCUUAAAGGUUGUGAAGCAAUAGAGUAAUUAAAGUAUGUUGUGGUGUGUUAUAGAGAUGAGUAUUUAAGUACUGAGCAGUAACAUUUUCACAGCCAUUCUGUUAUGAAAUGUGUGAAAAAGGGAAAUAGCAAAGUAUUUCUUUUUGAGGCAUUUAAAAAAAUGUAAAUACAAGUGCCAAGCACGUAAAAAGCUCAAUAAACGCUUUACUUCAUGUA